UCAUGACAACACGCAUAGAAAGCCUUCUUCAAAGCCCCUUUGAGUCGCGGUUAGGUCUGCCUCUUCACUUGUGGCCAACAGACGCUGCUCAAGACUUCAGUAGUAAAACCCUCUCUCUCCCAUGUAGCCCAGAGCCUUGGCUUCUUCCUGGCUGCAGUUCAGUGUAUGAUAGUCUUGUCAGCUGCUCUAAAACCCCACUGUCUACUUCACAAAAUGGAGAGAAGUCUUCUGCUGUUCAGAAGCCUCGCAGGUCCUCCAUCCUUGAGCGAUGCAUACUUAGGAUGUCUACAGCUAGUGUAGCUGUUGGGACGGAAGAUCUUGAUGGGGUCAAGAGGUCACCAUCAAGGGUAAAGUGGUAUCCCCAUAAUGCUGACCCUUCUCAUUUUGAGAUCAACGAGGCUGUUUUGAAGCGUAGACAAAAGCAGAUUCAGUAUGGGAAGAAUACCUGUGGCUAUCAGAACUACGUACAGCAGGUUCCAAAGCGUCUGCGUGUCCCUGGAAUUCAUCCUUCCACUCCAAACAAAUACCGCAAAUAUAGCCGCAGAUCUUGGGACAUGCAAGUCCGGCUCUGGAGGAGAGCACUUCAUGCUUGGGACCUGCCAUCUGCAUCUCAGAAUGACACUGAAGGACAAGACCCUGUUGAUCAACUGCAGAGCUUGCUUGAGAAGAUGAAUACAGAGCUGUGUGAUGGUGGCGAAAAAGAGGACAUCAAGUGGGAAAUGGUGCCAGAUUCAAUGACGUCUAUCAUUUCACAACCUUCUGAAAUCUCAACUGAUGGUCCUUGGUUGGCUUCUAAUGCUUUGCAGAUUGGAGCCCCAUCCCACCUGAACCAAAGCUCUCAGCAUGGAUUGGGCUAUACCUUCAGCAGUAAUCAGACAGCACAGGAAAACGUCCUUGGAUGGUUACGGUUUCUGCUUGAGACUGACCACAACCAAAGCCAAGCGCCUUUGCUGCCGGAAGAGCCUUUCUGGAGAAUUGCGUAGUGUCGUCAAAUCAUGUGAAUUAUCUGCGCGAAUCUGGUGCAGAUCUUGUUCCCCCAGCAGCCUUCGACACUUUGAAGAAUCACACUUGAAUCAGUUGGUCUUCUAGUUCUGUAUGUUGUCUACUUUAUGUAUUUCAUAUUUGUGGUAUCCUCUCCAGAUGAAUGUUCUAGAUUGUUCUCAAUACUUUGUUCCUUCACUUUCUAGUUUCCAUUAUGUUUCUUGAAAAGCACGUUCCUAUUUUUCAUUUGUUCCUUGUUCUCAGCACUAUUUCCCUCCUGUUUGUCACGUCACUGUUUUUCUAAAAACAGGAAGUUUUGAAGUUUUAUUUACUUUUAUUUUUGUGUGGACCUCUA
Messenger RNA from Danio aesculapii, 1336 nucleotides. RefSeq names its product stem-loop binding protein 2 (gene slbp2). The transcript is spliced from 8 exons. The coding region runs from base 3 to 983 and encodes 326 amino acids. Gene Ontology annotation, molecular function: histone pre-mRNA stem-loop binding; mRNA binding. Gene Ontology annotation, biological process: mRNA transport; mRNA 3'-end processing by stem-loop binding and cleavage. Gene Ontology annotation, cellular component: histone pre-mRNA 3'end processing complex; cytoplasm. The record is from RefSeq and is a predicted model, not a curated record. Lineage: Eukaryota; Metazoa; Chordata; Actinopteri; Cypriniformes; Danionidae.